GCUGUUGAACUAAAACAGACCCCGGCCGAAGCAUUUGCUCAUCUUCGACGCUUGCUUGAACAGGUAAACAGUUGUAUUAGUCAGAUUAUUUCGGGUGUUUUACUGGAACAGGAGGACUGGCAUAGUAGUGUUGAACGAGCCGAGAAAGAUCUGUAUUUUUUGCCGGAAAAUGAGAAUGUGAUUUUUGCUUCAGCUUUACACGGUUAUGGAUUUUGUCUAUCCGAUUUCGCUAAAAUGUGGUCCAAAAAAAUCAAUAUCUCGGAGGCUGAUAUCCUGUCCAGGCUUUUCACAGAUUCAUAUUUUUCAAAAGGAACAAUCAGGGAAGAUGCCGAACGUAAUGGAAAAAAAGCGCUUUUUGAGCAAUUCAUUUUACAACCUCUUUGGGAUGUCCAUUCUUGUGGUUUGCUAAACGACGAUUUGGAAAAGUUAAAAGCUUUUGCGGAUAAAAUGAAUAUCAAAAUUCGAAGUAAACGAGCUGCCGAAGGAUUUGAUGAGUUCAUGCGUGGCUGGUUGCCACUGGCAUCGGCAUGUUUUCGGGCUGCAACUCAAGCCUCCCCUUCGUGCCGUUCGUUUACACGUCCCGGACGUCUUGCAUCGCUGUCCCUUCACGAAACUCAUCCGCUCAACGAAGCAGUGAAAGCAUGUGAUAGCACAGGCAUCACAGUCCUGUUCAUCGCAAAAAUCCUCCAUUACGGGGACUCCGUGCUGGCAAUGUGUCGCAUUCUGUCGGGAAGCAUCCACAAGGACGAUGAACUGUUUUUGAUCGAAAAUAAGCCAAAAAAUGAUGAUUCUGAAGAAAAGCAAAAAAUCAGCAUUUCCAACGUUUAUUUGUUGAUGGGACGUGAAAAAGUGCCCGUGGAGCGAGCUGUUGCCGGGACAGUUUGUGCUAUCGAAUUUUCGGGUCAGCUACUUGCAACAACACUCUGUAGUGAGCCAGUUCCAGUGGGACUUGUUCAUGUUACACGUGGAGCCGAACCACUGGUACGUGUAUCCGUACAACCGGAAGGUGGCAUGGACGAACUGAAAAGUUUACGAAUUGCUCUGAAGCAACUGAGUGUUCUGGAUUCGAAUAUACGUGUGAUUGAGCAGGAAAACGGAGAAUUAGCAAUGUUUGCAGCAGGUGAAGUUCAUUUGCAAAAAUGUCUCACUGAUUUAUACGAUAUGGGCCAUGAUAAUGUGAAAGUUUCACAACCGUCAGUACCAUUCUUUGAAACGAUCAUCUCCGUACCGGGUACUUCGAGUAGUUCCAUUCAACCGGUGGAUUGCAAUAUCCGCAGUGGUAUAGCCAAAAUAAAACUACGUGCUGCGCCCCUGCCUCGUCAGCUGGUCGAGCAUUUGGAAAAAAACGAAGAAGCACUACGAGAUCUAAGGCAAGGCAGAUUCACGAAGGCUGUAGAGAAUCUGCACCAAACACUGGUGCAAGAAGGAAUAAAUUGGCUCAAAGAUUACAAGGGAAGCAUUUGGUCAAAACAACGAGUUGAACAACUGAGGAAUUUUAUUGACAGGAUAUGGGCUUUUGGACCACCGCGAGCCCGAUUCAAUAUAUUGUUUAAUGCUGUUGCUGAUUAUGAAAGACCAUCCAUAUGGAAAAAGCAAACCACCAAAUUACGGUAUUUUGACCAGUCCAUGAUAGCCGGUUUUGAUUUGGCGAUGAGUGCUGGUCCA
Gongylonema pulchrum is the source of this 1665-nucleotide messenger RNA. Lineage: Eukaryota; Metazoa; Nematoda; Chromadorea; Rhabditida; Gongylonematidae. The record is from the annotation of a GenBank genome assembly.